This is a messenger RNA of Sporisorium graminicola, 3756 nucleotides long. RefSeq lists its product as uncharacterized. Lineage: Eukaryota; Fungi; Basidiomycota; Ustilaginomycetes; Ustilaginales; Ustilaginaceae. Gene Ontology annotation, cellular component: cytoplasm. The transcript has a single exon. The coding region runs from base 1 to 3756 and encodes 1251 amino acids. Gene Ontology annotation, biological process: protein urmylation; tRNA wobble position uridine thiolation. The record is from RefSeq and is a predicted model, not a curated record. Gene Ontology annotation, molecular function: URM1 activating enzyme activity; nucleotidyltransferase activity; thiosulfate-cyanide sulfurtransferase activity.
AUGAGCGAUCCUCUCGCCGCCCCGCUAUCGGCGGUUCCUGCACGUCGAAGGCAGUCCACACCGACGGCAAGCACUAUUGAUGCAUCACCGAGUCUCAAGUGGGCCUCGCUCUUCAGAGGCAGCACCUCAUCCUCGUCAGAAGCGCUCCGGAGUCGAGGUACUGAGGGUAAGAUUGCUCGCGACGGCGAUGCUUCUCUGCGCUGGCUUCAAUGGAAGCUGCUUCUUACCGACCACCUCUCCACCAUCCCUUCCUCUUGGGAAGCCGUCUUGAAUAGCGAAAGAGAAGCAUACAAUGAGCUGCGCUGCCGUCUGCUCCGCGCUCCCGAUGGCAAUUACCCACCCGAGGUCGGCUUUGAUGGCACACAUACUACCAUCGACACCCCAGCUUCCUCCUCCUCGUCUGGCAGUAUAGCCUCACACACAAGCCGCGACGUCGUACACGACCUUUCUGUCAACAACCCGCUCAGUCUCGACGACUCAAAUCCUUGGAGGACAUACUACUCGACGUUGGAGAUUCGACGUAUCAUCCUUCAAGACGUAGAAAGGACCUUUCCUGACCUCGAAGUCUUCCGCCAUACUCGCGUCCAGCAAUCCUUGACCAACAUUCUGUUCCUGUGGAGUCUGCAAAAUGAAGACGUAGGCUAUCGACAGGGUAUGCACGAGCUCGCAGCCGUGCUUUGGAAAGUCAGAACGGAUGGGUCCUUACCUGCGCUGUCGUAUCCUGGUCGCCAAGUUGCGGCCGAGGCGCCAUUCGAGCACGCGCUCGCAGACGCCUUUGUCGAGCAUGAUGUCUAUGCGCUCUUCUGCGUCUUGAUGCAGAGCGCAAAGACGUGGUACGCUUGGCGCGAUACCCCUGCCGACACUGCUUCGAGCCCGUCUCCAUCUUCCACUUCUCCAUCUCGCGCAGCCAGACCGUCACUCAGCAGCCGCGAGGCGGAGAAGACCCCACGUCGUCCGCUCCCCAUCGUUGUGAAGUGCGAACACAUCCUCGAGCUCCUACGUCAGAUCGAUCCAGCCCUGGCUCAACACCUCGAGAGCCUCAGCAUCGAACCUCAGAUCUUUUGCCUCCGAUGGAUCCGCAUGAUCUUUACGCGCGAGUUUGCCUUGGACGAUGCAAUAGCCAUCUGGGACGGCCUCUUUGCCUCUGCUAGCUCCCUCGAUCUGAUCGACUACAUCUGCAUCGCUAUGCUCCUCCGGAUUCGCAAUCAGCUUCUUGCCGGUGAUCAUACCUUCGCCUUGCACAGUCUGCUGCGAUACCCCACGGAGGCACAGGUCCAACCGAGCCUCUUGGUCAAGCAAGCCAUCUUGAUGCGGGAUCGUGGACAGAAUCCCAGCACAGGUGUAGCCAUCGCCAUGCAGAACCGGGAUCUGUUGGGAAUCCAAGUGCGUCCCACCGACGAUUCGGCUCAAGCUGCUUCGCCCCAGCGACCGGCAGCCAACUCGCCCUCGCAGCGAUUCAGCUCGCAAAAGUACGCCACAGUCGGAAGGACGGCGUCGGGUACGGCCAACAGAGCCUCGCCGUGGGCUCGUCUUCCACAAGAACCGGUGGUCAGGAAAGCGGACGGCAGACGCUGGCAGACGCCCGCUUCAGGCGAGGAUCCUCUGGGCGUCUCGCGCGCGCCUGCUACGAACGCUGAUACCGGCGCACCUCGAGCCUUUGGCAUCAAUCCAUCCUCUUACCUUCCUGAAGGAAUCGGCGACCUGGCUAAAGGCUGGUACGAACGAGCGGAGCUUCCGCAGACUUUGAAUAGCGCGCUGGCGAACGUGUCGAGAACGGUCGCGGCUGCUGCUGCUGCUGGCGUCACAGGCGCUUAUAGCUCGACCAAAGCGGAGACGUCCGGCUUUCCUUCUGGAUUCGAACAGGCUUUCAACGAGCAAGCCAAUGUGCGAGGAGGCCCCUCGCCGGCCACCGUUGGGCAUGCAGCUAUGGGGAAAGGCAGGUCUAGGCCGUCGAUCGUCGAGGCCGCACAGUCCGUACCCGAAUCGGCCCACAAUUCGAGCGCAGACGUAGCCAGCCAGCUAUCGAAGCUGGUCACCGCCAACAAGGCGAUCGGCUCGGCCCUCUCAGCCUGCAUCGAGGUAUUGGAGCAGAAUUGGCUCGAUCGGAGUGCGAGCGUUGGCGAACAGCGAUCUGACGAGCUCGAGCAGAGCGAUCUCAACACGCUCAUGAGCUUCACUGCGCUCAAGCACAUUCGGGAUGUGCUGGAUGGCACGGCAACCGAGUUCGAUCCUGCCACACUGCCAGCUUCCGCUCCGAAGCGGGUCGAAUCGGCAUCGCAGACAAUCAAGGACGCUGUCAAGCCACAGGACCACAAGCCGAAUGAAGGAAAACAGCGCCUGGCAAAGACGCAAUCGGCGGUUGCACAGACUGUCGGCAACGGCCCGGGUCCAGGUGCGCACCCGUCCCUGCCCAUGUCGCUUGCCGAGUACGCACGGUACGGCCGGCAAAUGAUCCUGCCCGACUUUGGCCUGCCUGCGCAGCUGCGUCUCCGCAAAGCCAAAGUGCUGGUGGUGGGAGCAGGCGGACUCGGCUGCCCUGCUAUUCAGUACCUUGCCGCUGCCGGCGUUGGCCAGAUCUCGAUCCUCGACCACGACGUCGUCGAACCCUCCAACCUGGCACGCCAGAUCCUGCACAGCGACGCGACUGUCGGCAUGCACAAGGCCGUCUCUGCAGCGCAAGCGGUCAGGCAGAUCAAUCCGUACAUCACCGCCGUCGCGCUCUCGGAAGCGAUCAGCGCCGGCAAUGCGCGCUCGGUGAUGCGGGGCCACGAUCUCGUGCUCGACUGCACCGACAACCCGUUGACGCGGUAUCUGAUUUCGGACGCGGCGGUACUCGAAGGCUUGCAGGUCGUCAGCGGGGCAGCGCAGGGGUAUGAUGGCCAGCUCGUGGUGCUGCACAAGCGGAUCCGGGCGGAGUUUGGCGGACCCAAGGCUGUCGCAGCGGGGAAAGGGGGGGUGGUUCGCGGGCCGUGCUAUCGGUGUCUGUUCCCGAAGGCGCCGCAACCGGAUGAGGUGACCAACUGCGAGGACGGCGGGGUGCUCGGUGGGGUGACGGGGCUCGUGGGGACGAUGCAGGCGCUCGAGGCGGUCAAGAUACUAGCUGGGAUCGGGGAGGAUACGCCGCCGACGCUGACGCUCGUGUCGCCGCUCUCGUCGACGCCGUUCCGGUGUGUCAAGAUCCGCCCGCGUCGGACUGCGAGCUGUCGGUCGUGCGGCGACCCAGCACAAGUGGCCGAGGCGAUGAUCACAGACCUCGAGCAGGAAGAUUAUGCCUCGUUCUGCGGUCUCAAUGUCGCCAGCGCAACGCGGGCCGAUCUGCCGAGGACCGCGGUCAAGUCGAUGCAGCCCAACACCCUGGUCAUCGACGUCCGUCCGACCGUCGAGUUCGGAAUCGCCAACCUGGACGGAUCGAUGAACGUUCCGAUCCAAACACUGCUCAAAAACCCAGCACAGGUGUGGGACAAGAUUCGCGAGGCGCAGCGUCCGGCGCCCUCCCACAUACUGGUGGUGUGCAAGAGAGGCAACGAUUCGCAGCUCGCCGUGAGCGCGCUGUUGGAGCACCAGAAGGUGCUCAGCGAGUCGGUCGCGCGACAGCAGGCAAUGCAGCCCGCGCACCCGCUACAGAUGGAAGAGAAGGAGAACGGCUCAGCGGACAAGGAGCGGAUGCAGGCGAUCACCGCGAUCGAGGUGUCGGAUCUCAUCGGCGGCCUGCGCGCCUACAGCCGCGAGAAAGACCCGAACUUCCCUAUUUACUAG